Dreissena polymorpha is the source of this 2912-nucleotide messenger RNA. Its product is annotated as transcription intermediary factor 1-alpha-like. Gene Ontology annotation, molecular function: zinc ion binding. NCBI's taxonomy places the organism in Eukaryota, Metazoa, Mollusca, Bivalvia, Myida, Dreissenidae. The transcript has 3 exons. Bases 145 to 1140 code for a protein of 331 amino acids. The record is from RefSeq and is a predicted model, not a curated record.
AAAUGAUUAUUAAUAGAACAUGCGUAGUUUCGAGCUUUAAAUAAAGUGAUGAGGUGUCCUUCUUCGCAGCCAUUUUGAGGAAGUGGAAUGAUUUCUAACCGGUUCAUAACUAGAAUUAAUCCAUUCACGUAGUAAUAUUUCUAAAUGGCAGACGCUAUUAAGGAAAUAACAACUUUUAAAUGCGGACCAUGUCUGUUUGAUGGGGAUACGGUUGAGCCAAAACAUUUCUGUGUGAACUGUCUUGAAUACCUAUGUUCUGCGUGUGCACGAGAACACAGAAGGCACAAGUCAUCACGUGAACAUACAAUACUUGAAGACAAUGAAUUUCCACAGGAUGUUACACUAUUUGAAGAGAUGAAGAAAUUGCCAUACUGUCCGAAACAUCCAAAUGUAGAAAUCGACCAACACUGCCCGAGUCAUGAUGUUUUAUUUUGCUCGCAAUGUCUACAAAAGGACCACGGUCUUUGUGAACGAGUCACAAACCUUGCAUGUUCUCUAGAAGAAAUAUCCGCAACUAAAAACCAAAUGGAACUGCUCAAUGAUCUUCUGACGAAGUCCAAAGCAAAACAAACUGAAUUCUUCAAACAUUUAGAAGAAGCCCGGAUUCAUGUGAAUGCAGUUGAACUAGAAAUCAAUAGCUUUAUUCAGACAUUGAAACAUGUUGUACAGAACAUUGAGAGAACAUUGAAUGAACGGUUUACAAAAGUGACACAACCUUUUAAACAUUCUGAUGAAACCUUGUCGAACAUUGUCAAAAAAGCAUCAUUUUACGAACAUAUGCAAGCGAUAAGGUCGAGGUAUGGUACAGCAAAACAGAAUGUUGCUCUAAACUUCACAUUAUCUGUAUUACUUAAGGAACUGGAAUCAAAUGACGACUCUAUUGAUUCCGUUUUUUCUAAACAAAUUCAAUUUUUAAAAUCCAACAAUUUUGAGGAUCUGAUUAGCGAGUUGAACCAAUACGAUGUUGUUUUGAGAUCUAAGGACGAACGGGCAUCCGACAUUUGCAGUGAUGAAGAAGACACGUAUGAAGAUGCGUUGGACCUUCUUCAAACGAAUAAACGAGAUGAAGCGACGCAAGUGGAACAACUUAUGAUUGCAAAUGAAUUGGGUCCAAAGAGACCUUUGCGCGUUUGGCUGUAAAGCAUGACGAUAUACGAUUGUUGAAGAUUGAAAGCCAGAAGCCUGAACAAAUAAUGUGUUCUAUUGUAGCACUUCACGUUUUAUCUGAUGGAAGAAUUUUAUUAUUGCAACAGGAAAACAUUUUGAAACUACAUUCGCGAACAUUACCAUUAAUCUCAAAAUUCCAGUUUAAACAAAAUGUUAAAGACAUGUGUAUUAUUGAUCAAAACAAAAACGGAUUAUUUACAGUAGCUGUUUGCUUUGACAAAUCACGAACAAUAUCGUUCAUAGGACAUGAUGUCGAAUUUCAGAAGAGGCACACUAUCCACUGCAGUAAAAAUGUCGUAUGUAUAUCAAUGUAUGAUCACCAUUUGGUAGCCCUUGUCGAAGCGAAAGGUUUGAAAUCAUCCUAUGAAAUUCAGCUUCUCGACAAAUCGACUGGUCACGCGUGUUACGCGUAUGAUGAAUUUAAAGGAAUCAAUAAAAAGCACACCUGGAAUGAAAGAGAUGUGGUCAUUGAUAAGCCUACACGAAUAUGUGUAUGCAUAAACACUAAGACAAUUGCAUUAGCUGAUGCAAAUACAGUUUAUAUCUUUAAUAUUGAAGAUGGUAAAUGUAAGCACGAGACAUUGUGUGCAGUAGGCCAAUGCGUGUGGAAAUAUAUUCAAACGGACGAAGACGCAUAUAAUCUUUGCAAUCUUAGAGAUAUUAAAAGUGAUUCACAGGGAAAUGUGUAUGCUCUAAAAAAACACGUUUUUAUCAGAUAGCUAAACCUUACAACAGUUACAAUUUGCGACGUCUUAUUUAUAAUUUCCGAAGCGCAGCAGCAGUGGCCAUAGACGAGUACAGUCAGAGCAUAGUGUUAGGCUAUACGGAUGCAGAUCGUGCGCACGUGUACACAUAUAGCUUUCCUAAAAAAAAAAUGAGGUUUCUUCAAUGUUUUAUACUCGAAACAAAGCCUACACUUUUUGUCUCAUGUUUUACGUAGAUUGUAUUAAGAAAUAACGGUAUUUAUUGUUUGACACAUUGUAGCUGCGUGUCAAGUAAUUGUGAAUGCGCAUGUGUUAAAGUUCAUUCGUAGUAUUGUCUAACAAGGAGACAAUAACACAUGAAGGUAAAUGGAUCGAAUUUGGAAUUUAAAAUGUUAAUCUCUGAAUAUCCCUUUACGUUUCAACUUUUUUUUCUUUAACCCCAUCUUAGAUGAUGUGUGUAUUCAUAGAUAAUCAUACAAUUAUUGUUUGUAUAGCAUGUAUAUCAUUUUGCAAAUUUACUUUGUCAGUGAAUUGACAACCGCCUUACGAGAUGAAUCAGUAUAUCAGCUAUCAGUAUACAAUCAUUUUUGUAUCUGAUCUUAUAUUUUGCCACAUUUACUUAUCCGGUAAAGCAAAUAACCCACACAUAUGUACAUUCACACAUAUUUAUCUUCAAUUUCAUGCAUGUGUCAAAUAUAGAUAUUGUAUCGAACGUUUUAUGGACAGUGUGCAUUGCAGUUUUGCAGAAAUACAUAGAUGUAUCUCUACUGGCAUUGUGUACAUAUCGUAAUCUUUGGUAUUUGUAAGAAAAUAUUGAAAUAAAAAAUAAACGCCAUGUACAUGAAAUCGUGUAUUCACAUAUGUAAAUGUAUGUCUGCUAUAAUUGUGCAUAUGGUGUAAAUCUUGAAAAAAAUGUUAGAAAGUUCAUUAUAUGUAUAUUGAAGUUCAUUGUAUGUAUAUUUUAUGUGACUCCAUUCACUCUGUUCAUAUAGCAUAAUCUAACGACAUUCGACUGCACAGAUUAAACCAUUCAUUCCUCUU